Molecule: messenger RNA, 1464 nt
Organism: Naegleria gruberi
Lineage: Eukaryota; Heterolobosea; Eutetramitea; Acrasida; Naegleriidae
Exons: 1
Coding region: 1-1464 (487 amino acids)
Source: RefSeq, a predicted model, not a curated record
AUGGGCAAAACUCCUCCGACUCCCGGAGGAAAACUUGACCAGUCUCCAAGCAACAACAACACAUCAGCAAGGAAGGCCAACACACCUGCCACAUCCAAAGCAGAAGCUAAAGAUGGUAGACAGGUACGCCACAUCUUCCCAUCUUAUAAGCGUAGAUUCAGGGUCCUUCUUGCGGGUCAUCCUGAUAACAGCAGCCAGCAACAAAUUUUAGAACACUACAACAUUAACCUGAGUUGGGUUAAUGGUGUUCACAUUCCAUUGGGCCUCAAAGGAGUAGCCUUUGCUUACUUUGUGAGCCAUGAAAUGGCACUUAAUGCUGUUAAGGAGUGGAAAGGUACAGACUCAUUUAUGUUUCUUCAAAGAGUCUCCACUCUGUAUCGCUAUAAGGUAGACCUUCCAUUCAAUAUUCCAAACCUUAAAAAGGUGAUCGGUGAGGUGAAGUCAGUUGUUAGCAUGAAUUAUUCCCCUUCGAAUAAUUUCUGGGCUGUUAAUGUUGAAAAUCUAUUAGAUAAUAAACCCAACUUUCUAUCUGAAAUAGACGUCAGUACCACUACUCUACGUCUCACUUGGGAUUCGGAUAGAAAACUACAAAUCGAUGCACUCAAAAAGGUCAUUAUUAGUGCGUGGAAACUUAAUCCUGAACUUGACAUUAACAACAACACCGCUUAUGUUAAAGUCAAACGUGAAGAGCUGAAAAAAAGCACACUCACCAAAAUUAUCUACGUUGGAGAUGUCGUUGUCACAAAUCUCUCCUUCAAUCCUAGACUCAACAAACCUUCCCUCAUCACCAAAGUGAAGGAGUUGGUUCAACACGCCAUCUCAGAAGCUUCCCUCGUAGAUCCUACCAGAUUUGUUCUUGCCAGUGCAUACACUGAGCUGCAAUCUCGGGUUGAUUCAUUAGUCAAAGAAAAUCAGGCUCUGAAGACUAAGAAUGAUGAGUUAGAAAAAUCCAUUACAAAUAUCAAUACUAUACACACAAAUGAUUUUAAGGAACUCAAUACUAGUAUUAAUAAUAUUAGAACCCACUACACUAACCUCGAUAAGAACGUCUUGGACAAAUCAGUUACUCUUAGCAACCACUCUAAAGAAAAUAAUGAAAUGAAAGUUAAAGUUGCUAAAAUUGACGGUCUUUUGGAUGAAAUUACUUCCCUCCAAAUCCAACUCAGUCAGUUGCAAUCCUCCUUCACUACCACUGAAACUAAAAUUAAUACACUCAGUGAAGAUAGCAACAAAAGGAAUACUCAAGUACAAGAAAUGCUUGCCGAACUAGAUACGGACUAUGAAAAUACUUAUACUAUGAUUGGUGCAUUAGACGAUAAGUUGACUGAAUUGUCAACAGAUGUGCAAACCUUUUUACCUUCUGGCUCAAGUCACAAGCCUAGAAAACAAAGAAAACAAGGCAAAGAAGCUCUCACUCUAUCCGACGAUGAUACGGAUAUGAACGGAGCUUCCGACCAACAAUAA